Ascoidea rubescens DSM 1968 is the source of this 670-nucleotide messenger RNA. RefSeq lists its product as uncharacterized. NCBI's taxonomy places the organism in Eukaryota, Fungi, Ascomycota, Saccharomycetes, Ascoideales, Ascoideaceae. The coding region runs from base 42 to 197 and encodes 51 amino acids. The transcript has a single exon. The record is from RefSeq and is a predicted model, not a curated record.
AAAAAAGAAAAGGAAAGAACAGUCAUUCUAGCUAGACUAAAAUGUGUUUAAAAGAAAUUCAUUCCAAAAUCAACAACCAAUCAACAACCAAGAAGAAAAAAAAAAGAUACCCAGAAUCAAAUAUCAAUAACAUCAAACAAUUUUAUUUGUUAUUUUUUAUCAAAUAUCUUUUUGUUUUCAAGCUUUUUAGACUUUAAAAAUGAAUAAGUUUUAGAAUAUUUUUUUUUUGGAAUUUUUAGGUGAAUUUUAAAAUCAGUUUUAUAACUUUUUUUAUAUAGAGCUGUUAUACCCUGAUGUUCUAUUGUUAAUUUUUUAUUUUUUUAUAUUUUAUAUUUUAUAAUCAUUUAUAAAAUUUUCUUAUAUUUUAUAUUUAUUUAUACUUUUGACUUUUUCCUCUUUCCUCUUUCCUCUUUCCUCUUUUUCCUCUAUUUCCUCUAUUUCCUUAUUUUCCUCUUUUUGUUUUUUUACUUUUUAUUCACUUUUUUCCCUUUUACCCUUUUAUAUUACUUAUUCCCCAACUAUUUUGUCUUAUUCUUUACCUUUAUCAUUGAUUUUUAUUUUUUGUUUUAUUUUUAAGAAAAGUAAUAUUAUGCCCUUUUUUCAUAAUUGAUUUACUUAUUUACUUAUCUACUUAUUUACUUAUUUACUUAUUUACUUGUUUUUUUAUUCU